Messenger RNA from Musca domestica (house fly), 1735 nucleotides. Its product is annotated as probable cytochrome P450 9f2. Gene Ontology annotation, molecular function: oxidoreductase activity, acting on paired donors, with incorporation or reduction of molecular oxygen; monooxygenase activity; heme binding. The record is from RefSeq and is a predicted model, not a curated record. The transcript is spliced from 4 exons. Bases 115 to 1653 code for a protein of 512 amino acids. NCBI's taxonomy places the organism in Eukaryota, Metazoa, Arthropoda, Insecta, Diptera, Muscidae.
CGCUUCUAUCAGUAUUCAUAAAAGCGCCGGCCAGUGAACACAUAAUAUAAACAAACUCUGAUUAAUACGGAAAACACAAACAACAACAGAAGAUCAUCAAACUUGACCUUGACAAUGUUGUUUGAAAUUUUGCUAUUCGUAUUUUCGCUAUUUUCUCUAGCGUUUGUUUAUCGUUGGGGUAAAAAAGAUCAUGAUUUUUUCGUUAAACGUAAUAUACCUUAUGAAAAGCCGGCUUUUAUAUUCGGCGGAUCGCUCGACAUAAUUUUACGAAGAAAGACGGUGGUACAAGCGUUACUGGAAAUGCACAUGAAAUAUAAGGGCAUGGCAUAUGGAGCCUUCGACAAUCGCAGACCUGUCCUGAUGCUGCGAGAUCCCCAGCUAAUCAAACAAAUUAUGAUCAAGGAUUUUGAUCACUUUGUUAAUCGUUCCGAUAUGUUUGAGGGCGAUGAAAAUCUCUUCAGUAGCUCCUUGAUCACAAUGAAAGAUGAUACAUGGCGGGAGAUGAGAAAUACCCUAAGUCCAGCAUUUACGGGACGAAAAAUGCGUCAAAUGUUUGAAUUGAUGUUGGAAAAACAAAACGAGGCAAUGAUCUACUUGAAGGAUAAACAAGGCAAGGGAGAGGAUGGAUUUGCAUUGGAAGUAAAAGAUUUUACAACGCGCCUAACACAUGGCAUAAUUGCCAGCACUGCAUUUGGUCUGCAAGUCAACUCAUUUCGUGAUGAAGACAAUGAAUUCUAUCGGCGCGCAAAGAAGGCUGUUAAUUUUGACUCUCUGGGUCAGUUAAAGGCAUUUUUUACAAUUAUCUUUCCCAAAUUAGCCAAGUUACUUAAAAUCGAGUUAUUCGACAAGGAUUUCUCCGAUUAUUUUAUGCGUUUAGUAUUGGACACCAUGAAAUAUCGUGCUGAAAAUAAUAUACGUCGUGCCGACAUGAUUGAUCUGCUCAUGGAGGCCAAGGGUAUGAUACCCAAUGAAAAUUCCAUUAAGGCACAACAUCGUGAAUGGUCUGAUUUGCAAGUGGUGGCCCAAUGUUUUCUCUUUUUCUUUGCCGCAUUAGAACCCCUGUCGGGUGUUAUGAGUUUUGCUCUUCACGAGCUGAUGGAAUAUCCCGAUGUACAAGAAAAACUUUACGAAGAAGUGCAGGAGAAUAAUGAUCAGUUGGAGGGCAAACAAGUUACAUAUGACGUUCUGCAUAAAAUGCCCUACAUGGAUAUGGUAGUGUCGGAAGUUUUACGUAAAUGGCCGGUGGCAUUGGUGGCGGAUCGCACAUGCACCAAGGAUUAUGUCUAUGAGUCGCCGGUGACUAAAGAACGUUUGGAAAUCCGUAAAGGUGAUAUUGUGCGAGCUUCGAUGGUGGGGUUACAUCACGACCCGAAUAAUUUUCCAGAUCCUGAUACAUUAAAUCCGGAACGUUUCAGUGAGGAAAAUAAAUCACUAAUUGAAAAUGGAGCAUAUUUCCCAUUUGGUUUGGGUCCUCGCAACUGUAUUGGAAAUCGUUUUGCUUUGUUGGCCAUCAAGGCUUUUCUUUACAACAUCAUACGUGAUUAUCGUUUAGAGGUAUCGGAUAAAACCUGUCUACCGCUGGAAUUGGAUAAGAAAACAUUCCAACUCAGACCGGUUGGUGGAUUUUGGAUACAAUUUAAACCGAGACAUUGAUACGAGUUUGGAGAUAUUAUUGGAAUACAAUAAAGAGACUUAUAAUUAAAUAAAAUUAAACUAUCGUUAUCGAAACAUCUAU